Messenger RNA from Perca fluviatilis (European perch), 5286 nucleotides. RefSeq names its product phosphatidylinositol-specific phospholipase C, X domain containing 1 (gene plcxd1.1). Bases 1178 to 2155 code for a protein of 325 amino acids. The transcript has 9 exons. Lineage: Eukaryota; Metazoa; Chordata; Actinopteri; Perciformes; Percidae. Gene Ontology annotation, biological process: lipid metabolic process. The record is from RefSeq and is a predicted model, not a curated record. Gene Ontology annotation, molecular function: phosphoric diester hydrolase activity.
AAAGAGAAUGAAUGGCUGACUACUCGUAAAAUAAAUAAAACUGUAGGAUACAAUAGUACCAUGGUUUACCAUUGUAUGUACCUCAUCAGUUAUUUGGCAGGGAAGCUAGAUGGCAGCAUAGCCACACACUUAUCAACUCAGGCCACCGCACACACAGUGUGUUUUAAAGUGGAGCAGGGAGGCUGUAUUUAGUACAUGUGUAUAGGCUUUUUCACAGCAGAUAUGUUGCCUUUUCAUAGUAGGAAAAAACCCGUCAUUGAUAACAUGAUAAUGAAUGAUUGCUCUAUUAUAUAAUAAUGCAGUCAUAAUUACUGUUUGAUUAAACCUGUGCUUUCACUGAUGACUGAGAGAGAGAGAGAGAGAGAGCAGGGAAAGCUCUGGUUUAGUGUGAUCCAGUUUCACAACACUGGUUAGUGCUGUUUCAGGGUUUAUUGACCUGCUGAAGAAGCUGAGAAAGACCUGACCAUCCAGAUAAUCACAAACAAACAGACAACUUAAUCAAUCACCUCUUGGGAAGCCUAUUUCAGUACAAAGAUUUGAGAGGACAGCUUGGACUUGAAAGGGGACAAGACAUAGAGCAAAGGGUCGCAGGUCGGAAUUGAACCCACGACCGCUGCGGCGAGGACCGAGCCUCUGUAUGUGGGGGGGGGUGCAAGCUCUACCAGUGGGCUCUUUAAGAGGAGAGCCGCUCUGCGAUCUGCUGAUCUGUCAGCAGGCGCGGUGCCGCCCUCUCCGCGCGCACUCUGCUGCUGCACCCCCAGAGACUGACAAACACCCGGCCGGCGCACCGAGCACCUCACUCGAUCUUGAUGCCGCUGAAGCAGCCAGCAGAUCAUACUGGAUAGGAUAUUCGAUCGUCAUGGAUAAUCGAUAAUUGAAGCUAAAAUGCGCCGUGCCCACCGUCCCUGUCAUCCCGGGCUAUGCAGGUGUAAAGGGUAACCAGACUGGGGAGGGACACGCGGCCACGCUUUAUCUCCGGACCACAUCAUACAUGUUUGAUGUGCAGCCAUGACAUGUUGUAACGCUUUGGGAUGGACUUCUUCUGGCACGCGCCUUUAGUUGGAGUCAUCGCGUUUGGUUCGGCUGGUUCGGUUGGUUCGGCUGGUUCAGCUGGUUUGGCGGGUGGAAGGAAGGAAGAAAGCAGCAGCAGCAGUUUGAUCAAACGCUGGGGCUCGGUAUGUCCUCCGUGGUGGUGUCCGGGCUGAGUGAGCUGAGCCUGGGAGAGCUGCCCAUGGAGAGCUGGAUGUCUCACCUGCCAUGCGCUCUGUGGGACACCCCCCUGUACCAGCUGGCCAUCCCGGGCAGCCACAAUGCAAUAACCUACUGUCUGGAUAUGAAUGACCGAUCCCCUGUGGACCUCACCCAGCCAGACAUGCUUCAAAAGCUGGACAAAUACAUGAAGCCUCUUAUUCGCCCCUUUGUUUACAAGUGGGCGAUAACCCAGGAGUACACUAUAAAGCAACAGCUGGACUGUGGGGUCAGAUACUGUGACUUGAGAAUUGCACACAGGCCCAAUGACAGCUCCACUGAUCUGUACUUCUACCACGGUGUCUACACCACGCUCACUGUGGAGACUGUUCUAAUGGAGAUACGAGAGUGGCUGGAUGCUCAUCCCAAAGAGGUGGUCAUCCUCUCCUUCAGCCACUUCCUCGGCCUGAGCCAAGAGCUCCACACGCUGCUGCUCACCACCAUACGCAACAUAUUCACCUCCAAACUCUGUCCCAAAACGGAAGUGUUAACUCUUCGAAACCUGUGGGCUUUAGGCUACCAAGUGAUGGUGUCCUAUGAACACAAUAUCGCCAGCUGCCACGGCGACCUGUGGCCACAUAUUCCUUACUGGUGGGCCAAUAAAUGCAAAGCUGAGGCUCUGAUCGAAGACUUUGAACACCGGAAACAACAUGGCAGACCAGGAGGUUUUUUCGUCACGGGAAUGAAUCUGACCGAGGACCUAAAAUACAUCUGCACACACCCGACAGAGUCCCUGAAGGACUUGGUGAUGUCCACGUACCCAACACUGCUCAGCUGGGUUAAGGAGCAGACUCCCGGCUCCAAAGUCGGCUCUCUCAACAUCAUUGCUGGGGACUUUAUUGCGGAGAGCCAGUUUGUUCCGACUGUCGUUACACUGAAUGAGAAACUACUUAAAUGGUCCUCAUGACUUCUCACCAAUUUGAGUUAUUCUACAACAAAAAAAAGUGAACCACAGCAUGAAAUACACAUGAGCUUGUUUUGUUAAGAGUGACAGAAAAAGAGUACUUGAAUUAUUUCUUUGAAUAUACAAAUGCACUUAUUUGGAGGCAGUGAAAUGUAUAUUUCAGUCUUGAAGGGUAACUUUGGGUUUUUUCAACCUGGACCCUAUGUUCCUAUGUUUUGGGUUCUAAGUGACUGAUGGGAACAACAAUCUUUGACAUUGGUCCAGUAUUAAGCGAGACCGCUGCAUUUGGCUGAGGCGAAACAAGCUGCAAUUUAAGUUAUCGGGCAAUUGUGCACCUGCAGUUCACUAAUUCUAAGUAAUGACAACAGCACUGUCGGAGCAUCCACAUGACGCAAGCCUUCGGUGAUCGUGCACCACCCCCACCCCUACCCCUCCUCCACGCAGUUGAUGGUUGCGUUUAACCGUCAAAUCAAGGAGGACACGGAGGAUUAAAGAAACAUGAUGGACUCUUCAGAAGAGGUAAUUAUCUUGUAAUUUUGAUGUCCUCUUUGUCUUCAAAGCUGAACUCUGCGUAGCAGCGAUGUAAAAUGUAUCACUCGAGCUUCUGCGCGCAAAAGUCGCCGGACGACACCAUUUUCUAAACAUAGCCAUACUGAGACAUACAGAGGCUUUUGUGGAGCUGACAGUCUUAAUUAUCUUUGUAGCAACUCAUUUGGCAAUUGCUUGAAUGUAACGGACGUUCUUUAAUAUAAAAUAGUUGUGCACUAUAGCUUUAAAAUAUUGCUUAAUUUAAUGGAGCUGUUUCUGGUUAAACAAAAAGGGCGACCUCUAUUGGGAUCCUUUUCAUAAUGUUGUCAGACACUUAAUAAUCUGGGCCUGUCAGUGGCCAAAACUUUUAGUCGACAGAAACUGACGGAAACAUUGUCCAUUUGACCUGUAAGGUUACAAUGCAGCCUGGUUCACGGCUGCCGGUUACAGCGUUCUCGCUCAAUACUGGACCAACUUCAAAGAUUUUUGUUCACAUUAGUCAGUUAGUAGUCUAUAUCCACGACGUUCCACUUCCGGGAUUACUUCGUUGCCAACGGAAAUUCCACCAGAUUUCGCUCAUUUAACGGAUGUCCGUUGCUUUGGGCUUCCUUUGUGUUGGUGGAUUUGUGAGGACUAUGGUUAACUGCUCCUCAGAUCUCUGCAGGGUAAAUCCAGACAGCUAGCUAGACUAUCUGUCCAGUCUGAGUUUUCUGUUGCACGACUAAAACUACUUUUGAACGUACACAUGUUCCAACAAAACAAGUUCCAUUUGGCAGCGGCUCCAUGCAAGACGGUUGUGAUUGAUUUAAAGAAAUGCCAAUAAACCAGAGCACGUUUUUCUCCCAUCCCGGAAUGCUGUGUGGACUAGUCAGACCCUCUCCCACAGUGCUGUGAAGGAAGGUCUGGCGAUCCAGACACAAAUAUGGUCCAGGUUGAAAAAUACAGAAAUUACCCUUUAAAGCUCCUGCACUAGUUUGUUUACAUUUAGUUCACUAUUUAUGCAAUGUACUGGAGCAGUUUUCAUGACUCAGCAAAGGUGGCCAGUUUUAUGUUAUAGUGACCAGAGCAAUAAUGAUACAACUAAUCUCACCUUGUAGACAUUUUAGAUGAGUAAGCACAAAUAAUGUAUUCAAUGAACACAUAUGACUGUAAUGUAGGUGAAGAACAUUUUAUUAUUUUUUAUUUAGCAAGUUUAAGAAACAGCUAAACUGUAACCUCCACCUACAAUACGUGUAUUUAUCCAUAGAGAAUGUAGAGAAGACAUGAAACUUAUGCAAAAUGCAUGGAAAUCUUAUUUGCAUGAACCCAGCCUUGUUUUACUUAUAAUUGACUUGAGCCAACAGGUUCGGCCUUGUUUUAAAAUAAUGCUGCACCGCUGUGCCUGUGGAGAUGAGCUUUUCCAAUAAACAUGAGCAUUUUUAAGCAAAUCACCUCACUUUAUUCACCGAACGCUCAGAUGCACAAAUCAGUGUGAAAAUGUUUCCUUCCGAGAUGCCUGUGCUGCAGUCUACUCACCAAGGCAUUUGUUCAUUUACACAAAAGAAGUGAGCGUGUAGCGAAUGUCAAACUAUGGAGUCCAAAGUGAAGGGCCACAGUGGGGGGAAAAAAGCUUUUGUGUUGCAGUAGGCUACGUGUUCCUUUUCAAUGCUUUGGCAUUCACUCACAAUAGUUUGUGUUACAUCAUCCUUCUGAAACUCUGCAGUACUGGGAUCAGUUCAGUGCAAUCCUUUUCCAACGAAGGUGAAAAACAGGCAAAUAAUUCAUUUAAAGCUCUGGUAUACAGAUGAGUUUAAAGCCACAAAACAACAUAACAUAACAACAUAUCAGGAAAAAGCUGUGUAUCAGUGUAAGGAAUGUUCUUACUAAUGGGCUUUAAAUGUCAACCAAUCAUAUUCAAGUUAACCAUUCAUUGACAUUUUUACUGUUUAUUUUUUAAGGUCUCUUUCAUUUAAUAAAGAGACUCUAGUUAAUGUAAAGAUGUGUAAACUGACAAAUUGAAUGCUUUUUUAGUACUGCCAUAGAUUGAAAAGUACAUAUAAUAAAAAAAAUAAAGAAAAUAACUCCAACUAAAUGGAUUCAUAAAAGAUCCAAACGGUUUAAUUUGUCCCAUUGAUGAGUGUUUCCUGCCAUACCGUUUGUCUAAUACUUUAAAAUGCUCUGUUUCUGUUUCCCCCACAGGUCAAUGUAAAUAGCCACUCUAUAAUGUAAAGCCACACCAGGUCUGAGCCACAGAGUAACAAGAGCUCUCAGUGGCCCACAUAUGUUCUCAGAAGAAUUCUCUCAUCAGCACUUAUUUGGAAAUGUAUCAGUUGAAGUAAUCACUAAUUAUAAUCAAUCACUGAAAAGUCAAUCAUUGUUCCAGUAACACUGUGCAGCCUCCAUGUCUCUCCAAUACUACAUCCAAACAGUUAGAGAGCUCAGAUGUGGUUUCGAAUGUACAGGGUUAUGUUUUUUUAUUGCCCUACCUUUAAUCAGGGACUCUGUGUUGUUCUUUGUCCUUCUUCUUAGUGGCUGCUGCAUGAAUGAUAUGUUGAUGAGUUAGACGUAGAAAAGCUUGUCUUUUUAUGAUGGAGGGAUGCGUAAAUAAACUGCACAUCAACACAUCA